UUUGAUUGGUAGAUGCAUUACUUUGUUUACCGACGCAGUUUGCUGCUCGAUAGACCAGAAAUUAUUCUUGCAAACAAUUUGUUAUAUUUUUAACCAUAAACCGAAUAAAAUCGUUAAAGAUGCCCUUAACUGCGGAGCAGGCAAUGCUCCAAGUACAGGAGCGUCUCCGUUCCCUCAAAUCUCUGAUCGCCGAAGUCGAGGCGGAACGCAAGCGAAAUGAGCCAAACAUCGUCAACACAAUUCGAUUGGCCAAGAUGUCCAACGAUGAGAAAUCUCCUGCGGUAAAUCAUAAACUGAAGGCAUUGUACAAGACUGGUCUUCAGGAUGCAAUCCAAGAGGAAAAUUUGAUUCGCCAAGCGUUGGCUAAGAUUCAGGAUAUCCGAAACAUUCGGAACGAACGCCGGAUCCAAGCGAGGAAUGCUGGCAAUAAGGAAACUAUUCGCCGAGGUGCGCUGAUGAAGAUGUUACAAAUAUCGGCGCAAACCUUACCACUGUUUGUCAGUAAGCCUGGAGAAAAGAUUCCUCCAUUGUGUGGAUGCAUUCCAGCCGAUAAUAGUUACGUUGCUAAGCCAGGGGAUAUGGUGGCCGCCUUGGUGAAAGGGUUGGAAGACGAGGAGAACUGGAUCUUGGCUGAGGUUGUUCAAUACCUUUCCUCAGCGAACAAGUAUGAGGUCGACGAUAUUGACGAGGAGCAGAAAGAUCGACACAUUCUGAGCAAGCGUCGGAUAGUACCACUUCCGCUGAUGAGGGCUAAUCCGGAAACCGACGGUCAGGCACUGUUCUCCAAAGGUACCACCGUUAUGGCGCUGUACCCGCAGACCACUUGCUUCUAUAAGGCGGUCAUAAAUGCAUUGCCUCAAACGGCCAACGAAGAGUACGAAGUGCUGUUCGAGGAUCCGACCUACGCCGAUGGGUAUUCUCCACCGCUUUACGUUGCCCAACGGUACGUCAUUGCGAUCAAGCAGAACAAGAAGGUUGGUGCCAACUCCUGACAGUCGUCUCAACAGACGGCGGCGACCACAGCAGCGGCAACAAAUUCUUCGGGAUCAUUGACCGGCACGGCUCUGGGAAGUGCCACUAGCAACAAUGCCAUUUCAACAACGUCGGGGGGAACCACCUUCUCACUAACAUCUGGUAGUUUCAUGCAAUCGAAAGAAGACAACUUGAUGGAUGCAUUCAUGCUGGAGGAUCAGUUUUAAAUACGAACGACAGGUCGGAAACGUGAUGCUCGGUUGCACCACUUUACAAAUUUGUUUUAACAUGGAUUGGUUGAAAGUUGUUUAGCCCCAUAUCUUCACCUCCGCUUAGACAUUGAACUAGGUUUAACUAUCUGGGUAGAGCAGGUUUACGAGUUAGGUGAGAGUGAGGGAACCACUACCAGAAUAUGCUUCUUAUAUCUUAUAUACAAUGAUUCAAUACAAGGCAAUUGCCGAUUAUUAUAGAGUUAGAAUAAUACGAUUACAUACAUCAUAUCAUUGUAACCCACGUCUUUCUUCAUAACAUAAUUUUGAAAGGUUCAAUAAAAUAUGUGCUAUCAAUA
Aedes albopictus (Asian tiger mosquito) is the source of this 1540-nucleotide messenger RNA. RefSeq names its product SAGA-associated factor 29 (gene Sgf29). NCBI's taxonomy places the organism in Eukaryota, Metazoa, Arthropoda, Insecta, Diptera, Culicidae. Gene Ontology annotation, cellular component: SAGA complex. The record is from RefSeq and is a predicted model, not a curated record. The transcript has 2 exons. The coding region runs from base 120 to 992 and encodes 290 amino acids.